GCGCGCCGCCUUCGUGGCUUUCCGAUCCCACUCUUCGCCUCUUUCCGCCAUCUUGUGACGGAAACGACCGAAGACGAGGCCGAGGUUGAAGUAGAGCGAGAGGACGCUGCGGGUUGGCCGGCUCCCUCCGUGGGAGGAACCAUCUGCGGCUGGCCCGGAGGGGAGUAAGGACCGCAGGAGCGAAGAGAAGACCUAGCCAAGGCAGGAGAUGCCACCCCCCUUCCUUCCUUCCUCAGUGGUAGAUGCCUACGGGUCCCGAGAGCGACCGAUUCAACACUGCGGCGCCCGUCAGGCGGGAGGGUUAAAAUCAGAAGCUGUUCCGGCCGAUAAGCUAUCUGUGAAACCCUUUCCUGGUGACCAAGAAUGGGAGGCAUUUCAUUGUGAACAGUAACUGACCCGCAUCGCAAUUUGGAGGCUUUUUCCUGAGCUGCAGCAUUGGCCGUGGAACUAUAGGAGUCGAGCUCCUAGUGAUUGGCGUUCCCUCCAGAGAAGCCGCGGAGGGGAAUUCGCCAACGCAAUGACGCUGCUCUGCAGGCCAGAGUCCAAGAGAAGAACGUGAAGAGGAAUGUUGGAAUACUGACAGCACAAUCGCAACGAGGAAUGCUGAGAUUGUGAGCCUCUUCACGCUUGCCUUAUACAUCCAAUGGUAAUACGAUGUGGAGAGAGAAGGUAAUAGUCGGCUUGCUGGUUCUCCAUUUCUCUGGCCCAGAGGAGACGAUUUAUUGCCCUGCUGUUGCUCUCCUGACAACCCCCAGUUAACUGAAACUUGGGGAGACGAAUUGUAUCACAGGGUCCGAUUGGAUCAAAGCUUGCGUCAAUCCUCCCAAGGAGAAGAUGAAAUUUCCAUUCUAUUGGCCCUUUGUCAAACUGGCACAAUAGCAUCUCCUUCCAGAAGCUUGCGGAGAAGAACAGUCCUGGUUAUGGCUACUGAUCCAACGUGAUCGGGGUGCGGCACCCACUCUUGGACUCAUGACUGGCUAUACCAUGUUGCGGAAUGGGGGCGUAGGGAAUGGAGGUCAGCCCUGGAUGUUACGGUGGUCCAGUCGCAUUCGGCUCACUUGGCUUAGCUUCACGCUGUUCAUCAUCUUGGUCUUCUUCCCCCUCAUCGCCCAUUACUACUUAACCACCAUAGAUGACGCGGACGAUGCCGGGAAGCGCAUCUUUGGCCCCCGCACGGGAAACGAGCUGUGCGAGGUGAAGCACGUCCAAGACCUGUGCCGCAUCCGAGAGUCCGUGAGCGAGGAGCUCCUCCAGUUGGAAGCCAAGCGCCAAGAGCUGAACAGCGAGAUUGCUAAACUGAACCUCAAGAUUGAAGCUUGCAAGAAGAGCAUUGAGAACGCCAAGCAAGAUCUCUUGCAGCUGAAGAAUGUCAUCAGCCAAACAGAGCAUUCUUACAAGGAGCUAAUGGCUCAGAACCAGCCCAAGCUCUCCCUGCCCAUCCGCCUCCUGCCAGACAAAGAUGAGUCGAACUUCCCCUUGCCAAAAUCCAACAGGAACUGCCGCCUACACAACUGCUUUGACUACUCACGCUGCCCGCUAACCUCUGGCUUCCCUGUGUAUGUCUACAACAGCGACCAAUUCAGUUUUGGGAACUCGUUAGACCCUUUAAUCAAGCAAGCCUUUGAAUCCACUGUCAGAACUAAUGUGUAUGUUACUGAAAAUGCAAAUAUUGCCUGUAUAUACGUAAUCCUAGUGGGGGAAAUGCAGGAGCCUGUAACGCCAAAACCUACUGAAAUCGAGCAACAGUUGCACACCCUUCCCUACUGGAGGACAGAUGGACACAACCAUCUCAUCAUCAACUUGUCCAGGAAGUCGGAAACUCAGAACUUCCUCUAUAACAUCAGCACAGGGAGGGCCAUGAUUGCCCAGUCCACCUUCUACGAUGUGCAGUAUCGUCCGGGCUUCGACAUCGUGGUGUCUCCUCUCGUCCAUGCCAUGUCUGAACCCAACUUCCUUGAGAUCCCUCCCCAGGUGCCAGUCAAACGGAAAUACUUAUUCAGUUUCCAAGGUGAGAAGGUGGAGUCUCUCCGAUCCAGCUUGCAAGAAGUACGUUCGUUUGAGGAGGAAAUGGAAGGCAAUGCUCCGGCGGAUUACGACGACAGGAUCAUUGCCACCCUGAAGGCUGUCCAAGACAGCAAGCUGGACUUUGUCUUGGUGGAAUUCACAUGUAAGAACCAACCCAAGCCAAGCCUGCCCACUGAGUGGGCUCUUUGUGGAGAAAGGGAAGACAGACACGAGCUACUGAAACUAUCUACUUUUGCACUGAUAAUCACCCCAGGCGACACCCACCUUGUCAUCUCCUCCGGGUGCGCAAUGAGACUGUUUGAGGCUCUGGAAGUCGGAGCCAUCCCAGUGAUCCUUGGGGAGCAAGUCCACCUGCCCUAUCACAAUGUGAUCCGGUGGAACGAGGCAGCCUUAAUCAUACCAAAGCCACGUAUCACGGAAGUGCAUUUCCUCCUGAGGAGCAUUUCUGACAAUGACCUCUUGGCCAUGAGGAGGCAGGGCCGCUUCUUGUGGGAGACCUACUUCUCCACCUCAGACAGCGUCUUCAGCACCGUCUUGGCCAUCAUAAGGACUCGAAUCCAAAUCCCAGCUGUCCCCAUUCGAGAGGAAACGGCGGUAGAGAUCCCUCACCGAUCCGGCAAAGCCGCUGGCACGGAUCCCAACAUGGCUGACAAUGGGGAUUUGGACCUGGGGCCAGUGGAAACAGAGCCGCCGUAUUCCUCUCCCAAAUACCUGCGCAAUUUUACCCUCACCGCAAUGGAUAUUUACAGAAACUGGAACGCAGCUCCUGGCCCUUUCCACCUCUUUCCCCACACGCCCUUUGACCCUGUCCUGCCAUCAGAAGCGAAGUUCUUAGGGUCUGGGACUGGGUUUCGACCCAUUGGAGGGGGAGCUGGUGGCUCCGGGAAGGAGUUCCAAGCCGCGUUGGGUGGCAACGUCCCCAGGGAACAGUUUACGGUUGUCAUGUUGACAUACGAGCGGGAGGAAGUAUUAAUGAACUCCUUGGAGAGGCUGAACGGGCUCCCUUACUUAAACAAAGUGGUAGUGGUCUGGAAUUCACCCAAGCUUCCAUCAGAAGAUCUCCUGUGGCCGGACAUUGGCGUUCCAAUUGUGGUUGUACGCACAGAGAAGAACAGCUUGAACAACCGGUUUCUGCCCUGGGAUGAGAUUGAGACGGAGGCCAUCUUGUCAAUUGACGACGACGCCCAUCUUCGCCAUGACGAGAUUAUGUUUGGAUUCCGGGUCUGGAGAGAAGCCAGGGACCGCAUUGUUGGAUUCCCCGGGCGCUACCACGCGUGGGACAUCCCCCACCAGUCCUGGCUCUACAACUCCAACUACUCCUGUGAACUCUCCAUGGUGCUGACUGGCGCUGCCUUCUUUCACAAAUACUAUGCCUACCUGUAUUCCUAUGUGAUGCCACAGGCCAUCCGCGACAUGGUGGACGAAUACAUCAACUGUGAGGAUAUUGCCAUGAACUUCCUGGUCUCCCACAUCACCAGGAAGCCGCCUAUCAAGGUAACUUCCCGCUGGACUUUCCGCUGCCCCGGCUGCCCUCAGGCCCUUUCGCACGACGACUCCCACUUCCACGAGCGGCACAAAUGCAUUAACUUCUUUGUCAAAGUCUACGGCUACAUGCCCUUGCUCUACACCCAGUUCCGGGUGGACUCGGUCCUCUUCAAGACCCGGCUUCCCCACGAUAAGACAAAAUGUUUCAAGUUCAUCUAGCGAAGGAGGUGUUUGUUGGCUACGGACAUCUGCAAAGCAAGGGGAGCAAGGAGGAGCGGUCAGAGGACCUUCCACCUCCAGGACAGAAUUCCCCGUUUGGUCCAAGUAGGGACACAAUCAUGAAUUGUGCAGGCCCCGAAGGAACUGUCCAGUGUGGGGACCUGUUUCAAAACUCUUUAUGUUUCAAAUCACGUGCUGAGAAGAAAAAGAAGAAGAAGAAGAAAUAUGACUUUGGUUAGUCCCCCAGCUAGUGGGUUAGCCAAGGGCAAAACUGGGGUUUUUAAAAUAAUAAUUAUUAUUUAAAUUGGAAGUGUUUUAGAUAUGCCUUUCUAAGGCUUUCUAUUUUGGGGGGGUGGGUUAGGGAGGGAAGAAGGGUUGUUUUAGUUUUGCUUUCUUUCUUGUCCAGACCGUCAGUCACUUGGGGAGAAGCAGAAUCCCAGGAGAGGCCUGCACUUCUUCAUGACCCCAAGAUGCACUUCGGGGAAAAUAGAUCUGGCCCCCAGAGGCCCUUUUGCCA
Anolis sagrei ordinatus is the source of this 4246-nucleotide messenger RNA. RefSeq names its product exostosin like glycosyltransferase 3 (gene EXTL3). Gene Ontology annotation, cellular component: membrane. NCBI's taxonomy places the organism in Eukaryota, Metazoa, Chordata, Lepidosauria, Squamata, Anolidae. The record is from RefSeq and is a predicted model, not a curated record. Gene Ontology annotation, molecular function: glycosyltransferase activity.